AUGCAGGAAAAGGAAAUGAAUGUGACAGCAAAUCCCUUGGAAGUAUUGGGUGAGGCUGAAGAUAAGCAACGUGACGAACGUGGUAUUUUCGAUUAUUUUAAAAAGCCUUCAGCUAAUGAACCCCAGCCGCAGGCAGCUGCACUAACCCAAACAAAAACUGGUUAUGGCUUUAAGACCGCUGCCAAGGUUAACUACGGAGGUACUGGCUAUGGUUCAUCUGGGGGUUAUGGCUCUUCAGGAGGCUCACCAGGUGGAUAUGGUUCUUCUAGUUAUAGUUAUGGUGGCUAUGGCUCACCUACUGGUUAUGGAUCCUCAGGAGGAGGUUAUGGCUCAUCUGGAGGUGGUUAUGGUUCUCAUGGGAGCUAUGUUUCUUCCUCUAGUUAUGGUGGUAGUCCUCAAGGAAGUUAUGGUUAUAAAACUAGUUCGAAUCGUGGUCAUAAUCAUGGAAGAGGUCAUCGUGGUCAAACGGUUUUACAUCAAGGCCAAACAACCGCCCAAAAAACCAUAGAUUUCCUCAACAAUGCCCGCAAACAAUUACCCUCCUUUGGCAAAUGCCCCUCAUAUCUCUUGCCACCCAAUGUUAUCUACUCCUGUCAAAACAAUCAAUGUGAGGUCAGUUGUCCCCCUAUGUAUACUUUCCCUGAUGGCAAAACUUCUCUCAAAUUGGUUUGUAUGGAAAGAAAUUGGAUUGUACGCGAUUCGGUGUAUUUGGAAGUGCCACCUUGUCAACCUACUUGUAAUCCACCUUGUCAAAAUAAUGGCAUUUGUAUAGAGUCGGGUUUGUGUAAGUGUUCGGAAAAUUUCUCAGGACCCUUGUGUCAAUACAAGAAAAUGGUAUGUGCCUCCAAAGUGCCCAUACCCAAGAACUCCAAGAUUACGUGUAUAAAUAAUGUUUGUAAUGCUGAGUGUAUGCGCGGUUUCCGUUUCCCUGACAGCAGCACCAUUACCAAUAUAGAGUGUCAAAAUGGUCAAUGGAUUCACACUAAAUCGGGCAUGGCUAAGCCACCAGAUUGUCAACCCAUUUGCGAUCCUCCUUGUGAGAAUGGCGGUCAAUGUAUUUCCUUUAAUGUCUGCCAAUGUUCCAAAAACUAUCGUGGUGAUCAUUGUCAAUUUAGUGUUGCUUCCUGUAAUGUCACCAAAACCAAUUUCAAUGGUAAUUACAAAUGUGCUUACGAUAGUGAAAUGGCCAAGUGUACCUUUAGUUGUGCUGAUGUUCCCGGUCUUAAGGUAGAUGGCCGUUUGGAUAUUGAUUAUAAAUGUAAAUAUAGUGAAGGAGAAUUUUUCCCUGCGCCUCUGCCUAAGUGUAUUUAUCCUGCUGGUUAUACCAUACGCCAAGGCUCCAAAUCUGCCCAUUAUACCCAGACUCAAGAACAAAUUGCUAUCAGUGGUGGUGGUACUUAUGGUUAUACAUAUAUGACUGAUCAUGAGAGGAUUAUGGCAAUUUUGGCAAAAUUCAAGGAAUAUGAUGUUAGAAGUGAAAUGUGGUCCUCCGAAGAGGUUAUUAUAUCUCCCAGCUCUUAUUCAUUGUACAUGACCGGUAAUCUGGAUGUUAUAAUAGAUCAAACACCCAAACCUUCCUUCUGUACAACCUGGGGUGGCAACAACAUGAAAACCUUUGAUGGUUUGGUAUUCAAAGCUCCUCUAUCCUGCUCUCAUACUUUAAUCAAUGACAAACAAGAUGCCACUUUUGAUGUCACCUUAAAGGCUUGUCCCUAUGGCUCUGGUUAUGGCUGUUCUCACAGUUUAAAAGUUUACUGGCAAUCAGUUUUGUAUACUUUUGAAAAUCAAAAUGGUACUAUCCGUCUUUAUACUCCCACCAAAAAUUUACCCAUACCCGUGCAAGUUAUGGGCAUGAAAGUGGCUCCUGUGGCCCAACAUUUGCAAAUUGAUUUGGAAUCCAUAGGUUUACAAAUCGAUUGGGAUCGUUAUCAAUAUAUAGGUGUUCAUGCUGGUGCUGGUCUGUGGAAUCGUGUGGGUGGUUUGUGUGGAUCCUUAGAUGGUGACUAUAAGAAUGAUUUGAUGACCAAGACUGGCAUUAAAGUGGAAACUGUUAAGUCAUUUAUCGAUUCCUGGCGUGUGGAGGAUUCUUCGGAUUUGUGUAUUAUGGAAAAUAGUGCUGAAUUAGAAUUUGACUCUAAAUCCUGUGAUCCUGAGAAACGCAAAAAGGCUCUUAAUGUCUGUGAACGUUUGUUGGCCAAUGAGAAAUUGGAAGAUUGUAUUAAAUCGUUUAAUUUCGAGGCAUUGCUUAAGACCUGUGUGGAUGAUUAUUGUAAUUGUAAUAAUCAAGAACAUCCAGAGACCUGUAAUUGUGACGCCUUGUCCAUGUUGUCAAAGGAGUGUAUGUUCAGAGGUAUUAAGUUGGAGCAUGGCUGGAGAAAUUUGGAAAUUUGCCCCAUUAGCUGUAGUUAUGGUCGUGUCUAUUUGCCCUGUGGUCCCGAUGUAGAACCCACUUGUGAGUCGGCUGUGUUGCCCACGAAAGGAAAAUGCAAUGAAGGUUGUUUCUGUCCCGAGGGUACUGUACAAUAUAAAGAAGCUUGUAUCAAUCCCGAACUUUGUCCCUGUACCAUGGGAGGCAAGGAAUUCAAGCCCGAAGUUACCAUUAAGAAAAAGUGCAAUACUUGUACUUGCAAGAACGGCCAGUGGAAGUGUACCGAUGAAAAGUGUAGUGCCCGUUGUGGUGCCAUAGGUGAUCCUCAUUAUGAAACCUUUGAUGGCAAGCGUUAUGAUUUUAUGGGCAAAUGUUCGUAUUAUUUGCUAAAAACUCCCCAGUUAUCAGUGGAAGCUGAAAAUGUAGCCUGUUCGGGACAAAUUUCGGAAAAUCUUAAAUUCGCUGCUGCCGAAGAUCCUUCCUGCACUAAAUCGGUUACCAUCGACUUUGUGCAAAAGAAUGGAGUUCCAACUAACAUUAAAUUGGAGCAAGGUUUAAUGACCCAUGUCAAUGGCAAAGAAGUUUUGAAAUUCCCUAAAAUGUUGGGUUCCGGAGAGGCUUUAAUACGUCAUGCCAGUUCUUCCUUUAUUACAGUAGAAUUCCCCGAUGGCAUUAAGGUUUGGUGGGAUGGUGUUUCUCGUGUUUAUAUAGAUGCUCCUCCCAGUUAUCGUGGCAAGACUGCUGGUCUCUGUGGUACUUUUAACUCGAAUACCCAAGAUGAUUUCUUAACACCUGAAGGUGAUAUUGAGACAGCUGUAGAACCUUUUGCCGACAAAUGGCGUACUAAGGAUACUUGUGAUUACUUGGCUCAGACCCCUAUUACUCCUCAUCCUUGCACAGCUCAUCCCGAGAGAAAAGCGGAGGCUGAGAAAUAUUGUAACUGGAUUACUGAAGAUAUAUUCCAGGAUUGUCACUGGACCGUGGAACCAGAGCAGUAUUAUGAAGAUUGUUUGUAUGAUGUUUGUGCUUGUGAGGGUGAAUUAUCUAAAUGUUUCUGUCCGAUUUUGUCUGCCUACGGAGCGGAAUGUAUGCGGCAGGGUAUUAAGACCGGCUGGAGAAUGGCAGUUAAGGAAUGCGCUGUGAAAUGUCCCAUUGGUCAAGUGUACGAUGAAUGCGGUGACAGCUGUGCCCACUCUUGUGAGGAUUUGGAGAAUCGUAAAAUGUGCAAAAAAGAAUGUGUUGAAGGUUGCCGUUGCCCUAGCGGCCAAUACUUAAACGAACACAAUGAGUGUGUGCCGCAAAGCAAGUGUCAUUGCACUUACGAUGGUAUCACCUUCAAACCUGGCUACAAAGAAGUGCGUCCCGGUUCUAAAUAUUUAGAUUUAUGCACUUGCACCAAUGGAGUAUGGGACUGUGAAGAGGCCGAGGCCGGUGAUGAUGUUAAGUAUCCACCCUCAUCAGAGUUAAGAGCUGAAUGUGCCAAUCGUCCUUAUGCAGAGUUCUCCAAGUGUGUGGCUAAAGAACCUAAAACAUGCAAAAAUAUGCAUGACUAUAAAGUAGAUUUAGAGGAGUGUGUACCCGGGUGUCAGUGUAUGGAGAAUUAUGUGUAUGAUACCGCUUUAAAGAUGUGUGUGUUGCCAGAGAAAUGCUCAUGUCAUCAUGGUGGCAAGAGCUAUAUGGAUGGUGAAAAAAUUAAAGAAGAUUGCAAUACCUGUGUUUGUCAAGCUGGUAAUUGGAAAUGCUCUUCAAAUGGCUGCGAAUCUACUUGUUCGGUUUGGGGUGAUUCUCAUUUCACCACUUUCGAUAAACAUGACUUUGAUUUCCAAGGUGCAUGUGAUUAUGUUUUGGCCAAGGGUGUUUCCAAUAAUGGCGAUGGUUUUGCCAUCACCAUACAAAAUGUUUUGUGCGGUACCAUGGGUGUUACCUGCUCCAAAUCUGUGGAGAUUUCUCUUACGGGAAGUGUACAAGAUACUUUAACUUUGGCCGGAGAUGCUUCUUAUUUGGAGGAUGUUAAUAAAUCUGUAAUGAAUAAAUUACGCACCACCAUUAACUCCAAAACUCAUGGUGCUUUCCAUGUCUAUCGUGCUGGUGUAUUCAUUGUUAUCGAAGUCUUGCCAUUGCAUUUGCAAAUCAAAUGGGAUGAGGGUACACGUGUCUAUGUUAAACUCGGCAAUGAAUGGAAAAACAAAGUUGGUGGUUUGUGCGGUAAUUACAAUGACAAUGCCAUGGAUGAUAUGCAAACACCUUCUCAGGCUUUGGAAACCAGUCCAUUAAUAUUCGGUCAUUCGUGGCGUGUGCAGAAAUAUUGCGAAGUACCCAAAAAACCUAUUGAUGCAUGCAAAGAACAUCCUCAACGCGAAACGUGGGCACAAUUGAAAUGUGGUGUACUUAAAUCCAAUCUUUUUAAGGAGUGUCAUGCUGAAGUGCCAGUUGAAAUGUAUUUGAAACGUUGUAUAUUCGAUACCUGUGCCUGUGAUCAAGGUGGCGACUGUGAAUGUCUUUGUACAGCGGUGGCAGCCUAUGCACAUGCCUGCUCGCAAAAGGGCAUAAACAUUAGAUGGCGUACACCACACUUUUGUCCCAUGCAAUGUGAUCCCCACUGCUCGGAAUACAAAUCCUGUACACCCGCCUGUGCUGUGGAAACAUGUGAUAAUUUCUUGGAUCAAAGCUUUGGUGAACAUAUGUGUAAGAAUGAAAACUGUAUUGAAGGUUGCCAUAUUAAACCAUGUGAUGAAGGCAUGAUUUAUCUAAAUGACACAUACAAGGAAUGUGUACCCAAAUCGGAAUGUAAACCUAUUUGUAUGAUUAAGGAUGGCGUUACUUACUAUGAGGGUGAAGUAACCUAUCAGGACGAAUGUGCCACCUGUAGAUGUUCGAAGAAGAAGGAGGUAUGCAGUGGUGUUAAAUGUGAAGAAAAGAUUACAACCGAAAAACCCAUCGUAGUGGGUACAACCAUUGAGCCGGGAGAUCAAGAACAACCCAAGUGUACUAAGGGCUGGACUAGAUGGUAUGAUGAAGAUCAUGAUACAUCGGGUAAAAUAAUACGUUUGAAUGAUGAUGAAAGUUUGCCUCGCUAUGACUACCAUGAACGUGUAUUCGGCUCAUGUAAGAAACAAUACAUGAAAAAGAUUCAAUGUCGUGUGGUAGGCACCCAUGAAUCUUCCGACUUUAUGGAUGAAAAUGUUUUCUGUAAUCUGCAAGAUGGUCUCUCGUGCAUUGGCCAGUGUCAUGAUUACGAGCUGAGAGUAUUCUGUGAAUGUGAUGAAGAGCAGGUAACCACACCCAAACCUACCGAAAAACCAGAAAUUGGUAAAGUCUGUGAUAACAUACUGGCUGAAUAUAAGGAAUAUCCAGGAGAUUGUCACAAAUUCUUACACUGUCAACCUAAAAACAAUGACGAAUGGCAUUAUGUGGAGAAGACUUGUGGCGAAAGUAUGAUGUUCAAUCCAAUUAUGAAUAUUUGUGAUCAUAUAUAUACAGUACAAGAAAUCAAACCCAUGUGUAAGGAUAAGGAUGAAAAGGAAAAUGGUAAACUCACAGAGUGUCCAGAGGGUCAAAUAAUGUCAGAUUGUGCUAACCAGUGUGAACACACUUGUCACUUCUAUGCAACGAGCUUAACUUUGCGUGGUUUGUGUGAACCGGGCGAACAUUGUAAGCCGGGUUGUGUGGAUAAGAACCGUCCCGAUUGUCCUGCAAUUGGCAAAUAUUGGCGUAAUGAAAACACUUGUGUAGAAGUGGAUGAAUGUCCCUGCAUGGAUAAGAGUGAAAAAUAUGUUCAGCCACAUAUGCCUUUCGUGGGUGAAUGGGAAAUUUGUCAAUGUAUUGAUAAUGCUUACACCUGUGUACCCACUAAAUUUGAAGAGGUUACCCCGGCACCAGUUACACAUGUUACCGAUGCCGUUCAUAAUAUUACUGCCGUCCCUGUAACUGUAACACCACCCAAACAUUGUGAUCCAAGUCUGAUGAUACCCAUAAUUGAGGGUGAAGAACCAUUGCCUGAUUCCAUUUUCAGUGCCAGUUCUACUUUGGGUCCUAAGUAUUCUCCGCAUAAGGGUAGAUUGACUAAAGAAAAGACCGGUGCUUGGUCUCCUAUGAUCAAUGAUCAAAUGCAACAUUUACAAAUCGAUUUGCCUGAACAGGAGCCAUUAUUUGGUGUCAUCAUGGCUGGAAAUACUGAUUAUGAUAAUUAUGUUACUUUGUUCAAGAUUUUAUACAGUAACGAUGGUGAAUCAUAUCAUUACUUGGUCGAUGAAACCGAUAAGCCUCAACUCUUUAAUGGACCUUUGGAUUCUCGCUCACCAGUGAAAACUCUCUUCAAAAUUCCCAUUGAAGCUAAAUCUCUACGCAUUUAUCCGCUUAAAUGGCACAAUUCCAUAGCCAUGCGUGUAGAACUCUUAGGCUGUGGAACUCCACAAACUACCACCACCACACCGGCUACUAUUACCAAAGCUCCUGUCAAGAUAACCACACCCUCUACCGAACAUCCCAUUAUACUUGAAGACGAACUACAAUGUACUGAUAAGAUGGGUGUAGAAAAUGGACAAAUGACUCCGAACCAAGUAAAGGCCAGUAGUAUUUGGCAAUUGCCCAAACCGGCCAAGAAACCCAAGCUAAUCGAUCUUUUGAAAUUAUCCUCACCUGUGGGCUGGAAACCUGUCGUCAACACACCCAAUGAGUAUAUCGAAUUUGAUUUCUUGGAACCCAGAAAUAUUUCCGGUUUCAUUACUAAGGGAGGUCCUCAUGGUUGGGUUACUGGCUAUCGUGUAUUGUUCUCUAAGAAUAAAUUGAUAUGGAAUAAGGUCUUGAACUUGGAUGGUCAGCCCAGAAUUUUCCCCGCCAAUCAUGAUAAGGACACGGAACAGACUAGCUACUUUAAGACACCCAUAUUGACACAAUACAUCAAGGUAUCGCCCGCCAAAUGGGAGGAAAAUAUUAAUAUGCGUAUAGAACCUUUGGGUUGCUUUGAGAAUUAUCCUGAACAAAAGGAAAAUGUCGUGGAAUUGGAAAAACCUGUGGUUAGCUCUUGCUUGGCUUGUGAUGGUCUUACCGAUGCCCCUGAUGCCAACGGCAAAUGCAAGUGCAAGGAUGGCCUCUUCUGGGAUGGUAAUAACUGUGUACAAAGCAAUUUGUGUCCUUGUGUGGAGAAUUACAUAAGCUAUCCAAUUGGUUCCAAAUUCGAAAACAAAGAUUGCGAGGAAUGUGUUUGUGUUUUGGGUGGUCAUAGCAGCUGCAAACCCAAAAAAUGUCCUCCUUGUGAGGGUAAGGAUCUAAGACCAGUGAUAGCUGCCGGUUGUUAUUGUAAAUGUGAACCUUGUCCUAAGCAUCAAAAACUUUGUCCUUCAAGUGGUGACUGUAUACCCGAGGUAUUGUGGUGUAAUGGCAUUAGAGAUUGUGCCGAUGAUGAAGAUGAUACCUGUCAGGAUAAGUUUGUGGUAACACCACAACCUAUCAUACAAAAGAAUGAGACUGAGGUUAUCACUUGCCCCGUGCCUGAAUGUCCUCCCAAAAUGAAAAUGAAGAUCACCGAAAAGAAACAAAGAAAAAUGUCCAGCAUGUUUACCUCCACUUUCAAUAAACGUGUUACCGUUAGUAAUGAUGGCAAUAAGAUUACCAAAACUAAGGUUAUCUCUUCUUCAGUCGAAUAUCUGGGUAAACCAGAAGAUGCUCAAGGUUUUAUGCAGGAAGACGAAUGUGAAGAAUUCACUUGUGUACCCAUACGAGAGGUGGUGGUUCAAAAGAAUGAAUCUGUGACUUGUACUGAGCCCAAGUGUCCUGCCAAUUAUUUGAUUGAAUUGGAUAUGUCUUCGGCUAAGGCUCAUGAUUGUCCCAAAUAUACUUGUGUUUUGAAACCCAAUAAGGAUGAUGUUUGUGAAAUUAGUGGCAAAACUUUUACCACCUUCGAUGGUACCGAAUACAAGUAUGAUACUUGCUCACAUAUAUUGGCCAGAGACUUGGUGAAUUCUUCAUGGGUGAUAUCAGUUCAUCUACAGUGCACCGAUGAUACCCGUAAAUACUGUCGCAAAACUAUUACCAUCAAAGAUCUAGAGAAACAUGCUGUACUCACUAUUAUGCCCAAUAUGCGUGUCAACUUUAAUGGCUUUGAAUAUUCCGUAAAUCAACUCAUCAACUCCCCCAUCUGUAAAGCCUCCUUUGUACUCUCCCAACCCGGCAACACUGUCUUAGUGGUGUCACCACAACGUGGCUUUUGGGUUCUUUACGAUGACAUUGGCUACAUUAAGAUUGGCAUGUCUUCGAAAUUCAUCAAAACAGUUGAUGGUUUGUGUGGUUAUUAUGAUGGUAAUGCCAGCAAUGAUAAGCGUGCACCAGAUGGCACUAUUAUCUCUAAUACUGUGAAAUUCGGUGACAGCUGGUUUGACAAGAAAACACCUAAGGAAGAAUGUUAUGCUCAAACAUGUCCAUUGGCUUUGCAAAAGAAGGCUUUAGCCUUAUGCAAUACCAUUAAACAUCCAACAUUCCUUAAAUGUGGCAAAUCGGUCAAUUAUAAACAAUUCGUUAGCAAAUGCAUGGAAACCACUUGUGAAUGCCUAAAGGCCAAUAGUGGUGAUGCAAAUACAUGCAAAUGUAACAUUUUGCAAGAUUUUGUUAAAAAAUGCUUAACUGUUAAUCCCAUGGUACAAUUGUCUACUUGGAGAGCUGUACAUCAAUGUGAAAUUUCCUGUCCUGCUCCUUUGGUUCAUUCGGAUUGUUAUAAGAGACGUUGUGAACCUUCUUGUGAUUCGCUUAACAGUGAUGAUUGUCCUGUUAUUGAAGAUGCUUGCUUUUCGGGUUGUUAUUGUCCUGAGGGCACUGUACGAAAGGGUGAGAAAUGUGUUCCGAUUGCUGAGUGUAAGGAUUGUGUGUGCAAUACUAUUGGUUCUACGAACUAUUUCACUUAUGAUCGUAAUAAGUUUACUUUCAACGGCAACUGUACGUACUUGUUAUCCCGCGAUAUUGUUUUGCCCGGAGUUCAUACUUUCCAGGUUUACGUCAGCAUGGAUGAUUGUCACAAAUUGGGAAAACUUUCCGCUCCUGAACACUCAAGCUGUGCCAAAUCUUUACACGUACUCAACGGUGAUCAUGUCAUACAUAUUCAGCGCAUGGAAAAUAAUCCCAAAGCACUACAAACCUUUGUCGAUGGUUUUGAGGUAAAGAAAAUGCCCUAUAAGGAUACCUGGAUUAAUCUAAAGGAAAUACCCGGCAAAGAAUUAGUACUUCAACUACCAGAAUCUCAUGUUGAACUCAAGGCAGCAUUUGAUGAUUUACUUUUCUCGAUUGGUGUACCUAGCGUUAAAUAUGGCAGUAAAAUGGAAGGCUUGUGUGGUGAUUGUGAUGGUAAUCCCAAUAAUGAUUUGCAGGAGAAUCCCGCCAAGAAGAAAGGCAAGAAACCUAGCAAGGAUUUGGUAGAUAUUAUCAAUUCUUGGCAGGCUGAUGAACCUAAAUUGGGCUUAGAUCCUAAUGAGUGUUUGAGUGAAAUUGAUGUUGAGGAAGAUUGUUUGCCUCUGCCUCCUGAGAAGGAUCCUUGCAUGAUCUUGUUUAACGAUGAAAUCUUUGGUAGAUGUAAUAUGAUUGUGGAUCCUUUGCCUUUUAUAUCCUCGUGUCAGCAGGAUAUGUGCAAACCGGGCAAUACCCAAAAAGGUUCCUGCGAUACCUUGUCCGCCUAUGCCAAGGAGUGUGCUGCUCAGGGUAUCUGCUUGAAUUGGCGCUCACCUGACUUGUGUCCUUAUGACUGUCCUAGCGAUAUGAUAUAUGAAUCUUGCGGCUGUGCCAAAUCCUGUGAAACUUUAGAACAUCUUAAUGAAUUCCAAGCGGUCAAUAUGAAGACAAAUACUUUUGUUAAUACAUUAACCACUGAUGAACUUUGUCCACAAUCCGAACGUUUUGAAGGCUGUUUCUGUCCUCCCGGCAAGGUAAUGGAGAAGGGUAAAUGUAUUAGCGAGGAAUUGUGCGUAAAAUGUGAAGAUCCUGAACAUAUGCCUGGCGAGAGAUGGCAAAAGGAUAAAUGUACUGAAUGUUUGUGUGACAAGAAUGGUAAAACUCAAUGUGUGGAACGUAAGUGUUUGGUAGAGGAAAAUAUCUGUUCAGAGGGUUACACACCUCAAAAGAAGGUGUCGGAAGAUAUGUGUUGUCCUAGAUAUGUUUGUGUGCCAGAACCCAAAUUGCCACCGGCCAAGAUAUGUUUAGAGCCUAUAAUGCCUAUAUGCGGUCCUGGACAAUUUAAGAAACAAAAGACAGGAGCAGAUGGUUGUCCUCAAUACAUAUGUGAAUGCAAGCCUAAGGAAGAAUGUGAGGAGCUGGUGGCACCACCUUUGAAACCGGGCGAGAAGAUAGUGAAAAUCGAAGAAGGUUGUUGUCCCACCCAGAAAGUGGUAUGCGACAAAACCACUUGCCCAGCCAAACCCGAGUCCUGUGUCGAGGAAUUCUAUGAGGUGUAUGAGAAACAAGAACCCACCGAUUGCUGCCCCACCUACUAUUGUGGACCUCCUAAGGAUGUUUGUAUUGUGGAGUAUGUACCCAACAAGAAAUUCACAAAGAAAUUGUCAGAAAAAUGGAUACAUCCCACUGAUCCUUGCAAGCAUGAACAGUGUACAUAUGGACCCAAUGACUCUUUGUUAGUUUCCACACAACAGGAGACUUGUGAUAAUAAAUGUGCUCCUGGUUUUGAAUACAUGAUCCGAGAUGUCAGCAAAUGUUGUGGUGAAUGUGUACAGACCCAAUGUGUCUUUGAGGGUGAACUAUUUGAACCCUUCCAGGAAUGGAAAUCAAAUGAUAAUUGUACCUCUUACACUUGUAUUAAAAAGAAUGACAUUUUGCUAGUAAGUUCUAUGACCGAAUCUUGUGUUGAUGUAAGUAAAUGUCCAGAACAUUUGUUGAUUCAAGAAGAAGGUAGCUGCUGCAAGUAUUGCAAGGAAGAACCCAUAAAGGAAGAUUUCUCUACCUGUUUGCCUGUUUCAUUGGCUGAAUCUGAAACUGAACACAUGGUCAAGGUAUUGAAUCCUUUGCAUGGUUACUGUGUUAACAAGAAACCCAUACAAGGUUUCACUGAAUGUAGUGGUGCCUGUAAUUCAGGCUCUAAAUAUAACAAACUCACCUUGGCCCAGGACAAAAUCUGUCACUGUUGUAACAUUAAAACCUACAAACAACUCAAUGUUCAACUUGUUUGCGAAGAUGGCUAUAAAAUUAAUCAAGAAUUGGAAAUUCCAGCUUCUUGUGGUUGUCAACCUUGUGAGGAUUCCGUUGAAUAUUUAAGUAAAAUCGGUCAAUAUGCUAUGCCUAUGGCUGAGUUUAUACGACGUUGAGAUUAUCGAUGAGGCCUUUAUGUAAAAUGACUCGGGCUUUGCUGUGUUAACAAUAGUUUAGUUUGUAAAAUUUUAUUUUUAAUUCCGCUUACAAUGUUGUCUUUAAGAGGUAAAAAAGUAAUGGAAAGUUUUUAGUUUUUAAGUUUUAACGAUCGAAAUAAUAAAGAGCAAAUUUUUCAAAAAUGAAAAA
Lucilia cuprina (Australian sheep blowfly) is the source of this 11854-nucleotide messenger RNA. It is a transcript of the gene Hml, whose product is annotated as hemocytin. Gene Ontology annotation, cellular component: extracellular region; extracellular matrix. The record is from RefSeq and is a predicted model, not a curated record. The coding region runs from base 1 to 11664 and encodes 3887 amino acids. Gene Ontology annotation, molecular function: chitin binding; protein binding. Lineage: Eukaryota; Metazoa; Arthropoda; Insecta; Diptera; Calliphoridae. The transcript is spliced from 29 exons.